Nilaparvata lugens (brown planthopper) is the source of this 5018-nucleotide messenger RNA. It is a transcript of the gene Amph, whose product is annotated as amphiphysin. NCBI's taxonomy places the organism in Eukaryota, Metazoa, Arthropoda, Insecta, Hemiptera, Delphacidae. The record is from RefSeq and is a predicted model, not a curated record. The transcript has 9 exons. Gene Ontology annotation, cellular component: plasma membrane; cytoplasm. Bases 284 to 1576 code for a protein of 430 amino acids. Gene Ontology annotation, molecular function: protein binding; phospholipid binding.
AUGGAGAGAAUGAUUAUUUUUUAACAAAUCUAAAUUUUACUUUUGAUUAAACAAAAUUUAAUUCUUGUUUUAUUUUUACCAAAUUUUGCAGGUCAAAAGCAGUUCACUGCAGUUUCGGAAGAUCCUGCAGAAUUUAGGUAAAGUGGACCGAACUGCCGAUGAUAUUUUCGACGAGCAUCUCCAGAAUUUCACACGUCAGCACACGGCUGCCACACGUCUGCAGAAAGAGUUCAACAACUAUAUACGAUGCAUCAGGGCGGUGCAGGCAGCGAGCAAAUCGCUGAUGGACUCUCUGAACGAGAUCUACGAAAGUGGCUGGACGGGCCAUGACCUGGUGUACGUGCAGGCGCAGAACGCAGAGAUGCUCUGGCAGGACUUCAGCCACAAGCUCGCCGACCAGGUGCUCAUACCGCUCAACACCUACCAGGCGCAGUUUCCCGAAAUGAGGAAAAAGAUCGAGAAACGCAACCGAAAGCUGGUGGACUUUGACAGUCAGCGCCACAACAUGCAGUCGCUGGAGGGGAGCGGCGCGGGUGGCGGUGGAGGGCGCAAACGGGACGAGGCCAAGGUGGCGCGGGCACGUGACCUGCUGGAGGAUGCCAAGCGCACCUACGAGUGCCUCAACUCGGAGCUGCACGACGAACUGCCCGCCCUCUACGACUCGAGGGUGCUCUUCCUCGUCACCAAUCUGCAGACGCUGUUUGCCGCCGAACAGCUGUUUCAUUCGGAGACGGCCAAGGUGUAUGCGGAACUGGAAGCGAUAGUGGACAAGCUAGCAACCGACAGCCAGAGAGGAUCCUACACACUGAAGAAGACCGCCAACCACAAUAUCAACAACACCAAGGCCAUCAAUUCAAAUUCAACGAACAAUAUUGGGUCACCCACAUCAACGACUGUGUGGUUUGUGCCGUCAGCAGUCAGCGUGAGCAGCGAGGGAGAAAGCACCAGCAACGGAAGCGCAGUGGUCACUCCACCAACCUCUCCCAUCAAGGACUCACCGCCAACUGCCAACGGUCACCAUCCUCCCGCCACCCCCACCACGGCUACUUCCCCCACCACUGCGCCGUCACGUGACUCCUCCCACUCUGCCGUCGUCACUUCCCCCACCACUGCGCCGUCUCUUGACUCCUCCCACUCGUCGCCAGUAUAUAAGGCAGCCGAGGACAGUGUCACCUCCAGUCAGCCGCCAGUCACCAAUGGCAGUGUGUCUCCUCCUCCUGUUAUCACCUCCUCGUCGACGGCUCCUGUUGUGGAUGAUGUCAUGGUCGCCAGCAGCAAGGAGCUGGAAGUUGUUAAGGAGGAGGAGGGCGAGAGUAAGAAGGCCGAGGAGGAGUUGUAUGAUAUACCGACUGGAGCAACAACGGAAGGGUUGCCGGCAGGAGUGCUGUAUCGUGUGAAGGCCACUUACAAGUACGUGCGUGAAGACAUGGAUGAGCUGUCCUUCGAUGUUGGCGAAAUAAUACGUGUGGUCCAGUACGAUGAUCCCGAAGAACAGGAGGAAGGUUGGCUCAUGGGCGUCAAAGAGUCGAACGGAGAGAAAGGAAUGUUUCCCGCCAAUUUCACUAGACCGCUCUGAGUCAGCACUAUUUCAUCCAACUUUUCGAACCGUAGAGGGCGUGGCUAAACGAUGACGAUCUGAUUCGACGACAAACCAGCUACUAUUGCUCAUCAGUAUUAGUUCCAAAUCAGCUCGCUAGGCAGCGCUAGUGGCUGCUAAGUUCGUCUUCAGUUUUCAAGGCUCACUCUUGUCCCCCCCCUUCAACUGCUGGUUUAUUACUUUAGUAAAUUCUUGAUAUAGUUUCCCCUCGAUUUAGAAAUUUUCUUCACAGAUUCUUGUUCUGUGUCCCUCACAAUUAUAAAAUUUCCCUUUUACCAACCCUUGAUAAAAUUAUUUCAAAAACUCGCUUUAUAUUCCGCUACAUAACUCGUUUGAUAAAUCUGAAAUUUUUUCCCCCAACCAUUGAUAAAUCUUCAGUUUAGAAACUCUCCUCUUUUAUUGUCCUCACCUAUAUCGGAAUGUUACUUCGCGCCUACCUUUAUUAAUUAUUAAAUAAAAUUCUGUAGAUUUUAUUUAAAAUAAAUUAUCGGACUCGUGCAUCUAUAUUGAUUUUGGUUAGAGUGAUUGUAAUUGGCUAUGAUGAUAUCUAUUGAUGUUUCUUCAAUAGAUAAUUAUGGGAGCAGUGCAUAGUUCUAUUUAUUUUAUUGGUAAAUUUCGUUGGGGGAAAAAGUUAUAUGUAAUCAACUCCCAUAAGUUUGAGAUUUAUAGUUUAAAAAUUGAAUAAAGAUAAUAAAAUGGUUGGAUAGUUAUACUUUAAAGCAUUUCGAUAUUAUUAGGGAUUCUUCACAAACUUCCAGUUGAAAAUAAAAUUAUAAAAAUGAAAAAAAAUAUUAAAAUAAAAGUAACAAAAUAUUAUAAUUAGAAGCUAAAAAUAAUAAUGAAAAAUAAACUUCAAUCAUUAACAAAUUAUAGUGAAGGUAAAAUACUUGACCCGAUUCUAAAUCAUUUUUGAUAAUAUUUCAAUUAAAUUUAUUAGAUAUGAUUUUUCUCUAAAUAGUUUGUGUAAUUGGUGUGUACCGUAUGUAAAAAUUGAAAACAUAGUAAAAUAAUUUCUUUAUAUUUAUAGUAAAUAACUUUUGAAUAAAUUUAAACAUGCGAAAAAAUCGAAUUGAUGGGAGUUGAUAACUUGGCGAGAAAUUUAUCAGAGAUAGGGUAGAGGCAUAAUUUAUAAUUUUGAAAGUUUUUAAAAGUAUUCUACUGUUUUUUGGCAGCUAUUAGUGUAGUAAGCUGAAACCUAGACUAUUAUCCUGCAUAUGAAUAUUAUCCAGCUACCACUAAUUAGACUUUUUAAUGUUGUUCUUUUGAAAACAAUUCAAAUCAAGAAAUCCCGUGUUAUAAUAUUUUAAAUUAUGUAGGAUGAAUCAAAAUCAGGUCUGUCUUAGAAACUUUGUUAGGGGUAUUUUAUUCGAUUUAUAUAUUGUAUGAAUUCUCUUCCAUUUAUAAAAUGAUUGCUCAAACAUUUCUACCCAUAUAAGCCAGCUCUACUACUUAACAUUUAUAAUCGUGAAAAUCAAAAUUUUCUAUAAUUUAAAUGCCUAUAAUUUUCAAAUCAAUCACGAUCUAUACAGCUUCAAUAUAUUCUAUUUCAUUUGAAUCUGUAAUGUUUAUCCAAAAGAUAUUUUUAUGUUUAGUUCUCCUAAAUGUAUCACUGUUUUAUGAACAAUUUAUUUCAACUAAAAUAUUUUAGAAAUAAUUGAGAGUUAUCUCAAUCAUCGCCUCACCAUAGUCUUUCUUUCAAUUUUCUUUGAGUGUGUCUGCUUUCUUUAGAUUUUGUUUUGUAUGUUUGAAAGUUUAGGGUUAGGAACUUAGUGAAUAUGUUUUGAAACAGGAAACUAUACCUAGUUUAACGACUUUCGCAAAUUAUUUCUCAAUUUUAGAUUAUCUACUGAGGUACUACUGAAUAUUUUCAGAGUACAUUUUAAUAAAACUCCGAUAUUUUCUCAACUUAGUUGAAUUUCUGUCGGUUGGCUGAAUGUAACUUUUUCAUCACAUUCUUGAAAAAAUGUUUUUCUGAAACUUUUAGUAUUUAAUGUUUAUUUCUUGCAUUUAUCGGUUGGUAAGCUCCUCUUCUACCUUUUGUGUGCAUUCUUAGCGAGUCAAUUAAUUCUCUUUGUUAUCUUUAACUAUUUUUAGUUAAUUAACUUCUAUUCUUAGUUAUCUUCAACUAUUCUUAGUUAUGAGUAAGUGCCAUCUAUUGAUAUUAUGACUACUGGAUUGUACAGUGUAAGUAACUCGAGAGUUAUUGAGCAAUGUAAUAACUUAUUAAUAAUAUUAUUACUCUAAAUUGGUUACAUGACGGAAAGCAAGUACUGUAAUAUUAUUGAAAAAGUGCCUUCACUUUUUAAAACUUGUAACUUUUAAAAGUUGGGAAUGGUAUCAAUGUAAAUAAGAAGUACGUCAAUUUGAUAGGAAUGAUUUUUGAAGAAGACUGGUAUGAAAACUAUAAAUGUUAACAUCAAAUCAUUUCUCUCCAUAAUUAAAGCCAAUCAUUUUUAAUUAUUUUUUUAUUAAAGUUUCCAAGGUUUGAACAUUUUAUUCUCAGCUUGAAAAAUAGAAAGUGAUUUUCGAAUAUUGAAAAACAUAAUUUUUAAUUGUUGACUUAGGACAAAUAAAGGACACAAUUUGAUAUUUUGGAGUUUUUCCUUAGUUUAAAUGAAUUGAGUUUCUUCAAAUCCAAUCACUUGUAAAUUGUUACAGAAAGUAUUAAGCUAUUGGAUGACCUUAUUUGAAGUUGGUUCUCUCAUUAAUGAAGAGGAGGUUUUUAACCUUCGGUAAUUUAGUAUUAGUUUAGGACAAUGUGUUGUUAUUUUAUUCUGUAACCCAAUAUAUUUUAUCAUUAUUAUCAUCAUCAUCAUCAUCAUUAUGGUGAUGAAUGAAUCUGACAUACGAUUUUAAGCCAAUAACAUCAAUGAAUUAAUUUUAAAAUUAUUUUUAAUUGUACAAAAAAGGAGUGAAAUGUUUGACUAUUUAUAGUGUAGUAGAAUUAUAUUUUCUAAAUCAUAAAUAAAUAAUAAUAUAUUUGAGAGUGAUUGUUUAUGUGUGAAAGGUUUGGAAAGGAUGUCCAUAUUACUAUAAUAAUAAUUAUCAAGUUAAUUGUUAUCAGAUACUGUGUGUGCUGACGAACUCAAAACAUCAUUUAUUUUAAUUUCAAUUAAAUUACCUUACUACUUUCAUCCUUUCAAUGUAUUAUUUAUUUUUAAUUUCAAAAGAUAUUAAUUAAUAUAAAGAUGAUUUAUGUGAUUGAAUCAGUUAUUAUAUGUUUUUCUUAGCGCUCAAUUAAUAGUGAAUGUUAUGUCAAGCUAAUGCCAAAUUUCAGUUCAACUUAUGGACUUGAAUUAUGAACUUAAUUCUUCACCACAAUCAACGGAUGAGAGCCUAACAUAAAUUUCCUAGCGUUAUGUAAUUAUGUAUUAUGUAUAUACAUAUAUAUACUGUGUAUAUAUACAAUUUUACAGCAAAA